Messenger RNA from Didymodactylos carnosus, 888 nucleotides. The record is from the annotation of a GenBank genome assembly. Lineage: Eukaryota; Metazoa; Rotifera; Eurotatoria; Philodinida; Philodinidae.
AUGAGAGCCGCGCUAUCACUGACAUCUCGAAUAAAGUUGAAUGAUGGAAAUUCAAUUCCAAUAUUUGGAUUAGGUCUGUAUAGAGCAGAAGCAAGUACAGUAACUACCAACAUCGUCGCAAAAGCAACAGAAUUAGGAUAUCGAUUAUUUGAUACGGCUGAACUCUAUAAAAAUGAACAACAAACGGGAGAUGGAUUAAAAGCAGCACAAGUCAAGCCAUCGAGAGAAGAAAUAUUCAUUUCAACAAAAGUGUUUACAACAGAAGGAGGACGUCAUCAUUUUUUACAAACAUUUGAACAAAGUCUUAAGAAACUACAAGUAGAUUAUAUUGAUCUUUACUUUAUUCACUCACCACAAGGAGGACACGUACUUGAAGUUUAUGACGCUAUGUUGGAAUUACAGAAAACAGGAAAAAUUAAAUCAGUUGGGGUUUCGAACUUUGGUGUCAAGCAUUUAGAAUGGUUGAUUAAUGCUGGCCGUCCACUACCAGUCGUAAAUCAAAUUGAACUACAUCCUUGGUGGCCGAAUGAGGACAUUGUUGACUACUGUCGAAAAAAGAACAUAGCAAUUAUGGCAUAUUCACCAUUAGCAAAAGCGCGUGUACUGAAUGAUACUUUCGUACAAAAUUUAGCUAAAAAAUAUCAUAAAACACCAGCUCAAAUCUUGCUCAGGUGGUCAAUCCAGAAUGGAUUUAUUACCAUACCAAAAACAAGUAAUACGGAAAGACUAAAAGAAAAUAUGGAUAUAUUCGAUUUCGCUUUGGAAAGUGAUGAUAUGAAAGCAUUAUUAGAGUAUGGAAAAAUGCAUGCGGCUAAUACAGGUUGGGAUCCAACUACAAAUAGUGAAGUAAAAUUUGGACCAAUGGAUCGUAUUCACACUGAAAUGUAG